AUGAGUCUCAGCCUGUUGCCAUUUCUCUGUCUCAGUCUUUGCCUCCCAGCGUGGAAUGGUGAGUACUCUUCAAAUAUGAUACAAGACCUUUCUUUAGUCAAGGAUUAGAUUUAGUAAAGCGUUGCGCCAAUGCAGAGUUAGUUGUUGAAUUGUGUUGUUGGGGCCUCAGGUGUUAUUGGACGUACCUCUACUUCUCGAUGAUGUGCAGCUGUAUAAGAUACAAGCUCAGCAACAGCAGUGAGGGAAUCUGACCUUUUCCUCCCUCUGUCUCUCUGCUCUCUCUCUCUCUCUCACCGUCUCUCUCUCUCUCUUUCUCUCUCUCUAUCCUUCUCUCUCAACCAUCUCUCUCCAGCCCUGAAGGUUUCCCAGCCGUACCGUGCGGUGGGUCAUCGUGGUGAGGUAGAGCUGUUCUGCUCCUACCACCACACAGGGAGACAUGAACCGGAGGAGCUAAGGGUCACUCUGUACCGGGGGAUGUACGGGGAGCAGGAGAAACAGAAGGUGUGCACCUCCUCCUUCACCCACAACGAGACAGCCUUCCAGACGGAUGGAGAGGGAGAGGGAGAGAGGAAGGUGCAUUGCCAGGGCCGGUUGGGUCCAGGCAGGGUGAACCUGACUAUCUCUGGUCUCCAGGGUAAUGACACUGACCUAUACCGCUGCGCUAUAGAAGUCCUGUACCCCCCGCCGUACCUCAGGAGGUUUGGGAACGGCACCCUUCUCCACAUAACAGGUAAUACUGUAAUGCUACUGUGUAUUGAGAAGAAAUAGAUCGAAGGGCUUAAUGCUAAUGAUACAUACAGACAUUAUGAUGGUAGCUAUCAUGUGGACUUUGAUUCGUUGCUUUGAAGUUGUGAUUUGUUUGAGAAUUUGGGUUGGGUUAAAGAUGCACAUUUGAAGUUGGGAUUGAGCCCUAGUUCUCAAACCAAUAUGGUAUAUUGAAUUAUGAUGUGACUGUCUGUAGAGGAACCAGGAUGCUUUACCCCAGAGGCCCAGAGAAGAGAUGAUAUAGGAGAAACAUCAGUCAGAUUACCCCUAGCAGGAAUGGCCGCUGCCACCAUCUUAAUAGUAAUCUCUGCUAUUACCAUCCUCCUCGUUCACCAGGUGAGCCCUUGCAAACAACAUCUGCUUUAACAUUGAUCACUCCUCGGUAGACUGUCUGUUUUGUUGAAAAUUCAUGAGCAGCAUUAAGCUGAUAACAAGAAUCACUACUGUUGAUACUCUAUGUCUAUUUAAUAGAUAUAAUAAUGUAUUUACCUUCUAGGUUCUACAGAGGAAGAGAAGGUUUGGAGCAAUGACACCAAUGAUAUCACAGAAUGACGGAAAAUUUGAUUAUGGCAACUUCCAGUGA
This is a messenger RNA of Coregonus sp. 'balchen', 1348 nucleotides long. The record is from the annotation of a GenBank genome assembly. NCBI's taxonomy places the organism in Eukaryota, Metazoa, Chordata, Actinopteri, Salmoniformes, Salmonidae.